AUGAACCAAGCGGGAAGUGCAAGAGACGCACCAGGCAGGAAGUGCCAAGGUCGCACCAAGCAGGAAGUUAAAGGGGCGCACCAGUUGGAAAGUGCCAGGGACGGCAUCAGGCGGGAAGUGCCAGGGACGAACCAGGCGGGAAGUGUCAUGGACGGCCUCAAGCGGGAAGUGCCAUGGACGCACCAGGCGGGAAGUGCCUGGGACAGCACCAGGCGGGAAGUGCCUGGGACGGCAUCAGGAAUGAAAUGCCAGGGACGCGCCAAGCGGGAAGUGCCAGGGACGGCAGAAGGCGGGAAGUGCCAGGGACGCGCCAAGCGGGAAGUGCCAGGGACGGCAGAAGGCGGGAAGUGCCAGGGACGCACCAGGCGGGAAGUGCCAGGGACGCACCAGGCGGGAAGUGCCAGGGACGGCAGCAGGCAGGACGUGCCUGGGACAGCACCAGGCGGAAAGUGCCUGGGACGGAAUCAGAAAGGAAGUGCCGGGGACGCGCCAGGCAGGAAGUGCCAGGGACGAAUCAGGCGGGAAGUGCCAGGGACGCACGAGGCGGGAAGUGCCAGGGACGCACCAGGCGGGAAGUGCCUGGGACGCAUCAGGCGGGUAGUGCCAGGGACGCACCAGGCUGGAAGUGCCAGGGACGGCAGCACGCGGGAAGUGCCAGGGAUGCACCAAGCGGGAAGUGCCAGGGAGAACAGCAGGCGGGAAGUGCCAGGGACGCACCAAGCGGGAAGUGCCAGGGACGGCAUCAGGAAUGAAAUGCCAGGGACGCGCCAGGCCGGAAGUGCCAGGGACGCACCAGGCGGGAAGUGCCAGGGACGCACCAGGCGGGAAGUGCCAGGGACAGCAGCAGGCGGGAAGUGCCAGGGAUGCACCAGGCGGGAAGUGCCAGGGAUGCACCAGGCGGGAAGUGCCAGGGACGCACCAGGCGGGAAGUGCCAGGGAUGGCAUCAGGCGGGAAGUGCCAGGGACGCACCAGGCGGGAAGUGCCAGGGAUGGCAUCAGGCGGGAAGUGCCAGUGACGCACCAGGCGGGAAGUGCCAGGGAUGCACCAGGCAGGAAGUGCCAGGGACGGCAGCAGGGCGGAAGUGCCAGGGAUGCAGCAAGUGGGAAGUGCCAGGGACAGCAGCAGGCAGGAAGUGCCAGGGAUGCAGCAAGUGGGAAGUGCCAGGGACAGCAGCAGGCGGGAAGUGCCAGGGACGGCAGCAGGGCGGAAGUGCCAGGGAUGCACCAGGCUGGAAGUGCCAGGGAUGCACCAGGCGGGAAGUGCCAGGGAUGCACCAGGCGGGAAGUGCCAGGGAUGCACCAGGCGGGAAGUGCCAGGGAUGCACCAGGCGGGAAGUGCCAGGCACGCACCAAGCGGGGAGUGCCAGGCACGCACCAAGCGGGGAGUGCCAGGCACGCACCAAGCGGGGAGUGCCAGGCACGCACCAAGCGGGGAGUGCCAGGCACGCACCAAGCGGGGAGUGCCAGGCACGCACCAAGCGGGGAGUGCCAGGCACGCACCAAGCGGGGAGUGCCAGGCACGCACCAAGCGGGGAGUGCCAGGCACGCACCAAGCGGGGAGUGCCAGGCACGCACCAAGCGGGGAGUGCCAGGCACGCACCAAGCGGGGAGUGCCAGGCACGCACCAAGCGGGGAGUGCCAGGCACGCACCAAGCGGGGAGUGCCAGGCACGCACCAAGCGGGGAGUGCCAGGCACGCACCAAGCGGGGAGUGCCAGGCACGCACCAAGCGGGGAGUGCCAGGCACGCACCAAGCGGGGAGUGCCAGGGACGAUGUGAGCGGUAG
This is a messenger RNA of Procambarus clarkii (red swamp crayfish), 1785 nucleotides long. NCBI's taxonomy places the organism in Eukaryota, Metazoa, Arthropoda, Malacostraca, Decapoda, Cambaridae. The record is from RefSeq and is a predicted model, not a curated record.